AAUUGUCUAGUUUACCUAAUAAAUUACAUUUUUAUUUAUUAAUAAUAUGUGCUAAUUAUUAAUAUCAGCGCAGUAUUGACUAACUCGUCCCCUUGCAAUCCAUCAUGGCUACGAAAGAAAACACGAUCAUAGUUGAUCUUGAACUAAAAAAGGCCUUUCAAGAACUUCAGAAUAAGAUGAUUACAACAACACAACAGUUAAAAGUCUCUGAUGCUCAAAUAGAAACCUUGAAACGUCAAAUAACUCACUCUAAAUUAGUCACCAAAGAAAUAGCAGCCCUGCCAUCAGAAACAAGAGUUUUUCAAGGAGUUGGUAGAAUGUUUUUAUUGCAACCAAUACCAACAAUACAGAAAAAUUUAGAUGCUAAAAUGAAAGCCUCUGAAGAAAAAAUCAAAACAAUUGAUACAAAUAAAGGUUAUUUAGAAAGAAGUAUCAAGGAAAGUGAGGAUAGUUUACGAGAAUUAGUGUUAUCAAAGAAAGGGAGAUAACUUCUUGGCGACUGUUAUCAAAGACUUGUAACUUAUAUCCUCAUAUUUUGUUAUCAUGCCUUAUGUUUUCACUGUAGAUGCUGCAUCAUAAAAACAAUAAAAAGAUGACCUGGCUUACCUUUAAAAAAAUUAAUAUAAGCUUAUAUAUAUAUAUAUGUGUGAAAACCAUAAGGGCCUAUGAUAAGCCUUUGCUUGUCCAAAAUUAAUAUGGUUUGCAUUAUAUUGUACAGAAAUAGACAUGUUUUGGAUUUUUACCAAUCAAGAUUAAAAUUAAUACAGCUUAUUUAAUAAAGGUCAAAUCUUGAA
Messenger RNA from Patella vulgata (common limpet), 794 nucleotides. RefSeq names its product prefoldin subunit 1. The transcript has 4 exons. The record is from RefSeq and is a predicted model, not a curated record. The coding region runs from base 105 to 488 and encodes 127 amino acids. Gene Ontology annotation, cellular component: prefoldin complex; cytoplasm. Gene Ontology annotation, biological process: protein folding. Lineage: Eukaryota; Metazoa; Mollusca; Gastropoda; Patellidae. Gene Ontology annotation, molecular function: protein folding chaperone.